This is a messenger RNA of Enterobius vermicularis (human pinworm), 597 nucleotides long. Lineage: Eukaryota; Metazoa; Nematoda; Chromadorea; Rhabditida; Oxyuridae. The record is from the annotation of a GenBank genome assembly.
AUGAUCCGGGAAAAUGCAGCCGAAGAUGUACAACAUGAAGUCGAUGAAACUAAGAAGCAUAAAGCUGAAGGAGAGGAGAAUAAAUCGGAAACAAAACCGGAAGAAGGCUCAGUAUCUUUGAAUAAAAAACAAAAAGAUUGUGAUGUUAACGAUGUUGACAAAAAGGAGGAGAAUGAUAAGCUAAAUGAAAAUAUCAGCAGUGGUACAGAAUUGGGUACUGAAGUAAAGACAGAAGCUGUUGCUAAACCCGUUGAUGACAGUAGCGGUGAUAGAGAUGAACUUUGGAAAGAGGUGCAAAUUGAAUUUAAAAACCUAAUUGAAGUUGAAAAAGAAAUAGAAGAGCUUGGAAAUGUUUCGGAAGAAACCGUUGCUGCGUCUGCUAUAAAUGAGAAACUCCUAGAAACUUUACAGCUUCACAAAGAAAAGAGGGAGACGUUGAGACAGUUAAGGGAGAAGGAAUCAGAAGUUCAGCGUUCUGCUGCAAAAGAUGCUUUGGAACAGGUGGAGCUAACAAGACUUAGAGGUAUAGGAAAUGGUGAGAAAGGGAGGAAGCCGGUUUGCGAUGUGAUCGAUAUUUGUGAAACAGUCCAUGCAUAA